GCAGUGAAGCGCUAACAUACGCUGAGCUUCCGCGAGACAGGUCACCGAGAUACAACGCUUAUUUGUUCAGUUUUUGUUUCUCUCGAAAUCUGUAUAAUUACGUAGUAUAAUUCAUGAUAACUUUUCUGUUUUUUUUCCCUUGGCUAUUUUAACGAAACGAACAUUUAAUAUUUAUCCCAUCUGACGCUACUAUAUAUCAGAUACCCACUGUGUGAAACGUUAGCCUGUUAGCUUCUCGGAUUUAGAAUUAGGAACCAAAUAUGACCUCAAAAACGAAAGUGGGAAAGGUUGGCUCCAAAAGCAAAGUAGAUGCUCCUCAUGAGCUGGAGAGUCAGUUUGUUCUGCGGCUUCCUCAGGAAUAUGCCUCCACAGUCAGACGGAUUGCCCAGUCUAGCAGCAUGAACAUGAAAGACAGACUUACUAUAGAGUUGCAUGCCGAUGGUCGCCAUGGGAUUGUACGUGUGGAUCGUGUCCCUUUAGCGUGUAAAUUAGUAGAUUUACCCUGCAUCCUGGAGUCAUUAAAAACGGUUGACAAAAAGACCUUCUAUAAGACUGCUGAUAUCUGUCAGAUGCUGGUAUGCACACUGGAUGGAGACUUGUAUCCCCCUCUAGAGGAGCCCACAGGCACUACAGACCCCAAAAGCAAAAAGAAAGACAAGGACAAAGACAAGAAAUUUGUUUGGAACCAUGGCAUUACCCUUCCUCUGAAGAACACAAGGAAGAGGCGGUUCAGGAAGACAGCGAAGAAGAAGUACAUUGAGUCUCCUGAUGUGGAAAAGGAGAUGAAGAGGCUCUUAAGCACAGAUGCCGAAGCCGUCAGUGUUCGAUGGGAGGUGAUUGCUGAGGAUGAGACCAAAGAACCUGACAAUAGCUUUUCUCUGUCCAACUUGGAGUCUUCGCCUGGAACCUCGGGACACAAGGGUCACGGCUCUUCAGUCCAACACGACGAGCUACGCGAGAUCUUCAAUGACAUCAGCAGCAGCAGCGAGGAUGAGGACGAGGAGGGUGAACGACAUGAGGACGAAGACCUUAACAUCAUGGACACUGAAGACGACAUGGUCAGGCAGCUCCAUGAGAAACUGAAUGAGACCGAUGGAGGCAGAGACGAGAAUAACUGCACCAGUCAGAUCGUAAUGGAGUACCAGCUACAGAUCAACAAUUUGAAGGCCAAGCUUCAGGAAACACGUGCCCGCAAGAAGCAACAGGAAAAAUUGAUAAUGGAGGUGGAAAAUCAAGCCCUGAGGGAUCGUUUCCAGGGUCUUUUGAAUGGUAUGAUUCAUCAAGAAGAGCAAGAAAUGGAACAGCUGGCCUCCCUUCAAGAGCAGCUGGACUCACUGAUCGAGAAGUGAUGUUCACAAUUACCAAGAUACUGCUAUACAAAGACUCUAACCAGAGGCGACUACUGAACACAUCACCGGCUUUACUGCAUGUAUUAGCUGAAUUUGAAUACCCCAUUUGUGUUGUGAGGCUCAAAAAAUUGUCAACCGAUGGCUCGUCACACAAGUAUCUUCUCAAUGCAAGAUUGUGUAUUUGUACUUUUUGUGACUUUGUCAACAUUUAGUAAACAGCAGUAUUUUUUGUUUAAAUAAAAUCAUGUAUGAAA
This is a messenger RNA of Carassius carassius (crucian carp), 1603 nucleotides long. RefSeq names its product transcription initiation factor TFIID subunit 7-like. Gene Ontology annotation, biological process: RNA polymerase II preinitiation complex assembly; transcription initiation at RNA polymerase II promoter. NCBI's taxonomy places the organism in Eukaryota, Metazoa, Chordata, Actinopteri, Cypriniformes, Cyprinidae. Gene Ontology annotation, molecular function: RNA polymerase II general transcription initiation factor activity. The transcript is spliced from 13 exons. The record is from RefSeq and is a predicted model, not a curated record. Gene Ontology annotation, cellular component: transcription factor TFIID complex. Bases 261 to 1349 code for a protein of 362 amino acids.